CAGGGGAAAAACCUAUGGAGAUCUAUGGGAGAAAACACCACAUAUUGGGUGAAAAAAAAAAUGCCACCCCUAGAGCAUGCUGCGUUAUGAGAGAAAAAAUAAAAAAGGCCCCGAAGCCAGAAGUGCUGAGGCGUAGCAGUGGGGAAACCUUCUGAUGGAUACAAAAACUACAAUUUAUCCUUUUUGUUUUUAACCUUUUAGCGCAUAUGUGAUCAGAGACGACUGUGUUAUGCGCAGCUUUAUAGAACCCACCAACAAUUCACAAUGAAUCAGGAUGCAGUGAAGCCUCUAGAGGUGGCGGAGACGUUGGCUGAAGUACCUGAACAUGUCCACAGGGGGCUCCCCGAGGAGGUGGCACUCGCUCCCUCUGCUGUCAAUAAGUUGCGUUUGGGUAUCUGGGCCCAGAAGCCGCUUCCAAGAGGAAAGAAAUUUGGACCUUUUAUUGGAGAGAAGAAAAAACGAUCUCAAGUGAAGAACAACGUCUACAUGUGGGAGGUGUAUUACCCGAACCUGGGCUGGAUGUGCGUUGAUGCCACAGAUCCACAGAAAGGCAACUGGCUGCGGUAUGUGAACUGGGCGCGCUCAGCAAAGGAGCAAAACCUCUGCCCCCUGGAGAUUAACAGAGCUAUAUACUAUAAAACCCUCAAGCCAAUUGAGCCGGGAGAGGAGCUCUUAGUCUGGUACAAUGGAGUAGACAACCCCGAGGUAGCAGCUGCCAUAGAGGAGGAGAGAGCUGCCAGCCACAGGAGCAAGAGGAGCUCGCCCAAAUCCAGGAGGGGUCGGAGGAGAUCUCUUAAAAGGAACCUAAACCACAACAAGCAAGAAAAGAAGAGACGCGGCCCGGACGUGGCUUCAGCCACAAUGAAAGAUUCACCAGACGCUCCCAACGAGGAGGAUGCCAAGCCACUUGGCUCUCCUGUCCUGUCUCUUGAACAAACAGCCGUGAUCCAAGAAAUGGUGAAUCACAAUGUCCUUCCAGAUCCGAUUUCCAUCCCUACCACUGAACUACCUGCAUUAUCAGACAACCAGACUGUGGAGGAUGUCCUCAUCGAGCAGGAGACCAUCGAUGACUUGCAGAAAGAAAGUUCAGAGCGGGAGUCUAUCACUCAGGAGGAAGAGAGUGUGGAGAUGCUUGAUGACCUCAGGAGUACAUCUGAUGAGACUCCCGAGGGGUCACCCAAAAAGAAACCCAUGAAAAUCCUUAAACCUAAAGGAGAUGUUAAUGGAGAUUUAGCAGAGGCUUUCAUGUUCCCAUGCCAGCAUUGUGAGAGGAAAUUCACAACAAAACAAGGGCUAGAGCGACACAUGCAUAUUCAUGUCUCUACAGUAAAUCAUGCAUUCAAGUGUCGAUACUGUGGUAAAGCAUUCGGAACGCAGAUUAACCGGAGAAGACAUGAAAGACGUCAUGAGUCCGGCCCGAAAAGGAAGUCUUUAGUGUUGACUACUUCUGGUGAAUUUGGUCAUGCUCACAAACACAUAAUAGAUUCUCUCAAUGCAACUGAUGAAUACAGCAGUUCUCGAAUACAAAGUAGAAUGACUGAUUCUGAUAGGGAGACUUCACAUUCUGUACUCUCCGAAGAAAACAGCGAGUCAAGCAGAGAAUUGCACCCUUGCAAAUAUUGUAAGAAAGUCUUUGGAACCCAUACAAACAUGCGCCGGCACCAACGCAGAGUUCACGAACGUCAUCUUAUACCAAAAGGAGUCAGACGAAAAGGGCACCUGCUCGAAGAUCCACAACUGAAACCUGAACAGAUGUCCCCAGUAGAGAACAUAUACAUAGCUAACACAGAAAUCGAGGAAGAUGGAGAAGCAGACGAUGUGUAUAUUAUGGAUAUCUCCAACAAUAUAUCUGAGAAUCUGACCUACUUUAUUGAUGGUAAAUUGCCAACGUGCACAAGUAGCACAUGUGAUGUGAUUGAGGUAGAGACCAACACUGCAGAGGUCCUUGGAAUUAACUGCUUACUUUCCCCUAUCAAGGUUGAAGUUUCUCAAACUGUAAGACCUCUCCAACCUUCCCCCGAUAAUCCUAAUCCACUCAGUGACUCUUCUGGCAGUGGAAUCUUGGAGCCUAAGAAGAGACGAACAAUCAGCCCUCCUUUACUGUCGAAAAUUAAAACUGAAGUGGAGCUUGAGCCUGUUACACCUUCUUGCUCCUUAACAAUUCCUCUUAGUGUUUCUGUCGGUGAUAAUUUGCCCUUUACAAAGGAGAAAAAUGUUUACUUAUCUUCUAAACUGAAGCAGCUACUUCAAAUGCAGGAAAGCAAUAAGUCUCAGAUUAGUCCAUCAUUACUCUCCGAAAUUCCAAAGUUGAGCCCGGCCAUGUCUUCCUUGCCAGCUAAUUCCAACAGAUUUAAAAGACGUACCAGCUCUCCUCCAAGUUCACCACAACUCAGCCCAGCUCCUAAAGAAGGAAAAUCUUCUUGGAAUGAAGGACUUGGCCCAAAAAUACCAAAGUUAGAAAGUCAAAGCAGCUCACCUGUCUGGAGUUUAUCUGGUAGAGAAGAAAGAGAUAACCUGAGCCCAUGUGAAGAUCUAAAGAUCAAUAAGGACUGGGCUGCCAGUGCAUCUUUUGCCAGUGCUUGUAACCAGCAACCCUUGGACUUAUCCAGUGGAGUAAAAGUGAAAUGUGAAAGCAAGUGUCGAUCACAGGUUCCUUGGGAGUCUGUACUUGAUCUUAGCAUAAAUAGGAAGUCACUGUCUGACAGUGAAGCAAAGGAAUAUAAAGGGAAUACAAUUGGUGUAAAGAAGAAGAAGCCUACAACGUGUAUGUUAAAAAAGGUCCUGCUAAAUGAAUACGAUGGGUUAGAGGCUUCGGAGGAAUGUGUUUCGCAGCCAGAUACUAUUGCGCUUCCCUGCAGAACAGAUGAGCUCAGACCUUUAGGAGAACAUAGUGCUGGCUCAAGUGAAGAUGUUCCUAUUCCUUUAGAAGCUGCUUCUGCUUUUCUUGAAAGCACAUGUAUAGCAGAAUGCGAGUCACCACCUAUACUAACACCUUCUGAAGCUCCUUCACCUAACCCAUGUCCUCCAUUUUUAACAGAUGCUACAUUGCCACCACCUCUUCUUACAACUAUUGCUCCUUCACUCCCAGAUUCUUCAUGCAGUGUACCUCCUACUCCAUCUUGUGCUUCACCCCUUUCUGCGAGUACACAAUCCCCACUUCCAGUUCUCUCCCGCACAGUGUCUCCUUCUCCUUCCCUUACUACUGAUGACCCUUCUGGGUGCGCUUCCCCUGGCCCACCUACCCUUUCCUCUUCAUCGUCUUCUUCUACCACUUCAUCAUCAUCAUCAUCAUCUGCAUCAUCAUGUUCAUCUCCUCCACCUUUGUCUGUAGUUUCUUCAGUUUUAUCUCCGUCUUUAAAUUCAGAAUCCUCUGCACCUAUAUUUAAGCAAGAGAAGCAUCAUGAGGAAGCACCAACCGAAGACUCUUUGCAGAGGAGUCAAAAUGACUCAAUUUGUGAAAGUUUUAGUAAGUCCUUUGUGUGCAAUGUUUGUGACUCUCCAUUUGUAUCUAUUAAAGACCUUGCCAAGCAUCUUGUUGUGCAUGCCGAGGAAUGGCCUUUCAAAUGUGAAUUCUGUGUGCAACUUUUUAAAGACGUAUCGUAUCUCUCAGAACAUCGUUCGAUGCUACAUGGGGUGGGGAAGAUUUUUGUAUGCUCUAUAUGCAAAAAGGAGUUUGCUUUUCUUUGUAACUUGCAGCAGCAUCAGCAGGACCUGCAUGCAGAUAAAGAGUACAGUCAUAGGGAGUUGGAAAGUGGGACGCUUAGGCCACAGAACUUCACAGACCCCAACAGAGCAAAUUUAAUCCACAGUCAAAGGAUGGAUGAUGACCCCAUGACGCCAUCUCCAGAGGAUGAUGGGGAUUUAAAUGAUUCUUCUGAAGAACUGUAUACAACAAUAAAAAUUAUGGCUGCUGGAGAAAAAUGUAAAGAUCCAGAUGUGCGCAUGGGACUCAAUCAGCACUACCCAAGCUUUAAGCCACCACCUUUUCAAUACCACAACAAAAAUCCCCUGGCUCUUGGAGCAACUGCAACAAAUUUUACUACCCAUAAUAUUCCACAAACUUUCACUACUGCUAUACGUUGCACUAAAUGUGGGAAGGGUGUUGACAAUAUGCCUGAAUUACACAAGCAUAUAUUGGUGUGUGCUUCUGCCAGUGACAAAAAAAGGUACACUCCGAAAAAAAAUCCAAUCCCCUUGAAACAGACUGUGCAGCAUAAGAAUGGAGUAGGGGUGGUAGUUUUGGAAGCUGCAGAUAAGAAUUCAUUUAGACGAAUGGGUCAGCCGAAAAAACUUAAUUUUACUAUUGAACUUGGCAAAAUGUCUUCAGGAAAGCUCAAAUUGGGUGCAAUAAAAAGAAAAAACCAGCUAGUGCAAAAGGCAAUUUUACAAAAGAACAAGAAGGCAAGGCACAGAUCUAUCGACCCGGUGCCUCAUUUUUGCCCCUAUUGCAAUCGAGAGUUUACUUAUAUCAAAAGCUUGAACAAGCAUGCCUCCUUUAGUUGUCCCAAAAAGCCAGCUUCUCCACCCACCAAAAAAGCAAGCCCCAAACCAUCAAAGAAGCCAUUGUCUGUCAAGAAAAAAAAAAACACCAUCACUCGGAGAACAGCAGAUGCUGAGAUACAGAUGCAAAACACAGAGUUAAAUUUGGGUAAAACUAGAGCAAGGAGCUUGGCACCUGCUCCUGUUCUGCCACCAGCAGUGCCCAUCAAAGCCAAGCAGAACGUAAAAUCUGCUCCUCCUGUGAAGUCAAAGAAGCAGGGUAUACCUAUGGUAAGGAACUCGAGCCCUUUGAGACUACCCAAGGGCCAAAUGGGUAACGAGGGGAAAAAAUCUAAGAAAGCCACACUCCAAGUUCUGCACCAGCCAUUUGGAAAAACACAUAGGAAACUCCACAUGCGGAUGCAGAAGAACAAGUUGCCAAAUAAGCAUUUAGCCAAGAAGAAAAAAAAGGACAAGUUUAGUACAAAGUUCAGAGAUAGAGUUAGUGGACCCCGAACUAGAAGCUCUGCAGACUACUCCAAUAAGAGGGAAGAUGGACGGCAAGAAUCCAGAUAA
This is a messenger RNA of Hyla sarda, 5055 nucleotides long. It is a transcript of the gene PRDM2, whose product is annotated as PR/SET domain 2. The coding region runs from base 265 to 5055 and encodes 1596 amino acids. Gene Ontology annotation, biological process: regulation of transcription by RNA polymerase II. The transcript has 7 exons. Gene Ontology annotation, molecular function: protein binding; RNA polymerase II transcription regulatory region sequence-specific DNA binding; histone methyltransferase activity. The record is from RefSeq and is a predicted model, not a curated record. Gene Ontology annotation, cellular component: nucleus. NCBI's taxonomy places the organism in Eukaryota, Metazoa, Chordata, Amphibia, Anura, Hylidae.